UUAACUAAAGUGGCCCUGCCAUGCUUCCUCCCAUCUCGUGCAAGGCAUCGAUUCAUCCUUUUUUACAGAGGAAAAGGGAGAAGAAGAGCAUCCUAUUCCUGCCCAACACCCGGUUACGACAUUUGGAAAACUUCAAAUCUAACUUGGAAGGUAUUACGGAGAGUUAAGAUUUGGCCCUGAGAUGGAGGGAGUAACGCCAGCCAUGAAGUUGGCUUUGGAGGUUUUUCUUUUUUUACUGGUCGGCGCAUUUAAUCACUUCCAAUCCUUGGUGCAUGUCUUCUCUACUCCUUGUGCCGACCCUGCACUCUCCGCUAGCUUGCUUUAUCUUUACUGCUUUUCCCCUCUCACGCAAAGCUCCAUCUUCCCCCUCUCACGUCGAGGAAUAGAAAGAGAAAAGGACGAAAGCCCUUUACUUUGUCACUCAAGGAUCAUCGAGACUAGAAGAACAGACAUAGGAAGCAAAAAUGGCAUCAGGUGAUUCUUUAAAUGCUGAAUUAUCAGAAAAGACGCCGGUGCUUGGGCUGAGACUUUGGGUUGUGAUUGGCAUUUCUGUUGGUGUUUUGAUCGUGUUCAUUCUCUCUAUCCUCUCCCUAUGGGUCACCUCUCAGCGGAAGACUAGGCGGUCGUCCUUCGAUAAAAUUGUCGUCUCACAAAUCCCCAAUGUCUCAAAAGAGAUUACAGUUGAUAGAAUUGGCGCUCGUAGCCUCGCCCGGUCGCUUCAAGAGCGCGACGGAGCUUUCCACUCAUCCUAUGACAAGUUCAGUGAGGACUCUGGAAAGCUGCUCACCCAUAUGACAGUGAGCAAAUCUAGUGAUGCUGAUAACAUGAGCCAAUGCAGCUCAGCUUACCACAUUGACAGGGCUGGUAGUUCCUAUUCCGGCGAUGAAGGUAGCUCAGGCCAUGCCAGGAAACCGUACUCACCGUAUAGUCUUGUCACCGCGUCUCCGUUGAUCGGUUUGCCGGAGUUCUCACACUUGGGAUGGGGCCACUGGUUUACACUUCGGGAUCUCGAGAAUGCUACAAAUCGGUUCUCCAAGGAAAAUAUCCUCGGCGAGGGUGGAUAUGGAGUUGUUUAUCGCGGACGUCUGAUAAACGGAACCGAUGUUGCAGUCAAGAAGCUUCUGAAUAAUCUAGGCCAAGCUGAUAAAGAAUUCCAAGUGGAAGUGGAAGCUAUCGGCCAUGUCCGACACAAAAAUCUAGUCAGACUUCUGGGAUAUUGCAUAGAAGGAACCCACAGGAUGCUUGUUUAUGAAUAUGUCAACAAUGGAAACUUGGAGCAAUGGCUUCAUGGAGCUUUGCAUCAACAUGGUGUUCUUACUUGGGAACAACGCAUGAAGUCGAUCCUAGGCACCGCCAAGGCCCUUGCCUAUUUGCACGAGGCAAUCGAGCCAAAGGUUGUUCAUCGUGACAUAAAAUCCAGCAAUAUCUUACUUGAUGAUGAGUACAAUGGGAAGGUGUCUGAUUUCGGGCUAGCUAAGCUCUUGGGUGCAGGCAAAAGCCACAUUACUACCAGAGUUAUGGGAACAUUCGGGUAUGUGGCUCCUGAAUAUGCGAAUACUGGACUUCUGAACGAGAAGAGUGACGUUUACAGCUUCGGAGUUUUGUUACUGGAAACGGUGACCGGGAGGGAUCCUGUGGAUCAUGGCAGGCCUGCAAGUGAGGUGAAUCUUGUGGAGUGGCUUAAAAUGAUGGUUGGAAGUAGGAGAACAGAGGAAGUAGUGGAUCCUGUUCUUCAUGUUAAACCAGCUGCUCGAGCUCUUAAGCGCGUUCUAUUGGUCGCUUUGAGAUGUGUCGAUCCUGAGUCGAACAAACGACCUAACAUGGGUCAGGUUGUCCGAAUGUUGGAAGCCGACGAGGAUCGAAGAAGCCGAUGGAACCAUGCAGGCAAAAUGGAGAUUGAGACUGUAACGGAGAGUAACAAUUCAAAUGAUCUGGAAAGUAAAGAAGCAGGUGGAUCAUCAUCGUCAGAGAGAUUGAUAGUCUGAUUAUUAUUUGCAAAAAACAAUUCAGUUAUCAGCUUUGCCCUUUGGUUAGUAAUUCAAGGAAGUUGUAUCAGCAACAACAGGGCUUGUGACAAUGAAGACAUUGUUUGUGUUUCUCGAGCUUUGCUACAAUUUCUGCUAGCUGCAUAAUAAGGAGAUCUUGGAGAGUCAAAUCAAUGUUUUGCAAUUUCCAGAGUUCAUCCAUAGUCUUCCUGUACAGAUGUCCAUGUAGAAAUUACUUUGUUUUUUAUUUCUUAUAAAGUUAUCACUUGGUUU
This is a messenger RNA of Zingiber officinale, 2258 nucleotides long. Its product is annotated as probable receptor-like protein kinase At2g42960. Gene Ontology annotation, molecular function: ATP binding; protein kinase activity. NCBI's taxonomy places the organism in Eukaryota, Viridiplantae, Streptophyta, Magnoliopsida, Zingiberales, Zingiberaceae. The transcript is spliced from 9 exons. Gene Ontology annotation, biological process: protein phosphorylation. The coding region runs from base 465 to 1985 and encodes 506 amino acids. The record is from RefSeq and is a predicted model, not a curated record.